Messenger RNA from Protopterus annectens (West African lungfish), 2540 nucleotides. Its product is annotated as keratin, type I cytoskeletal 15-like. Gene Ontology annotation, molecular function: structural molecule activity. The transcript is spliced from 8 exons. Bases 110 to 1816 code for a protein of 568 amino acids. The record is from RefSeq and is a predicted model, not a curated record. NCBI's taxonomy places the organism in Eukaryota, Metazoa, Chordata, Ceratodontiformes, Protopteridae.
CUUCUGGAUUUCCUACAUAAACAAUAAGGCAACCUCUGCUCUCCACAGCUACCAGAUCAGCUCCACUACAGCACUUGGCACAUUUGUACUUUACCUUCUCUACACCGCCAUGUAUGUUGCACGAAAAGCUGUUAGUGUACAUGGUAGUAGUGGUGGUGGGGGUAGAAUGCAGGUGUCGACAAUAAGACCCUUAGCGGCUGCAGGUGGUGGGCACUUCAGUGCUGGAAGAGCUGGUGCUGGUUUUGGUGGAUUUUCAUCAGGAGGUGGCUCCAGCUUUUCCUUUAGCCCAAGUGGUGGUUCUAGCUUUGGUGGUGGUGGUGGAGGCUUUGGUUCCUCCUUUGGUGUAAGCAGUGGUGGCGAUGAUGGAUUUCUUGUUGGAAAUGAGAAGAUAACCAUGCAGAACCUGAAUGAUCGUCUGGGUGCAUAUUUAGAAAAAGUGCACUGUCUGGAGGAUGAAAACCAUAAACUUGAGCUGAAGAUCAAAGAGUGGUACAGUCAGCAGAUAGGAGGAGAUGGGGGACACCCUGGUCGUGACUACAGCCCUUUAGAGAAAGAAAUACUAGAACUUCAAAAUAAGAUCAUUGCUCUAAAUGUGGAUAAUUCCAGCUGGAUUUUGAAGAUUGAUAAUGCCAAACUCGCAGCAGAUGAUUUCAGAACUAAGUACGAAAAUGAAUUAGCUUUGCGCAAAGGAGUUGAAGCUGAUAUUCUUGGACUUCAACGUGUCUUGGAUGAGCUGAUAUUUAACAGGUCAGACCUGGAGAUGCAGAUUGAAGGUCGCAUGGAAGAGUUGGAUUACAUGAAGAAGAGCCAUGAUGAGGACAUGAGGACUGCCAGCAGUGAGAUCACUGGUCAAGUUAAUGUAGAACUUGAUGCUGCCCCCAGUACUAAUCUCGUGGAAGAAAUGAAUUCAUGCAGAAAACAGUACGAAGCAAUGGCCGAGCAAAUCCGACAGGAAGCUGAGAAAUCGUUUAAUGAAAGGGUUAAUGAAUUAAAGAAGUCUGUUGACAGUGACACAGAAGUUCUUUCAACACACAAGAAUGAGAUCUCUAAUUUGAGUCGUCAUCUUCAAAGUCUUGAAAUUGAGCUCCAGAGUCAGCUGGGGAAGAAAGCUACCUUGGAAAGAGCAUUGGCUGAUACAGAACAGCAAUACGGAAUGAGAAUUCAAGAAAUACAGUUUACGAUCCAUGCUUUGGAGGAGCAGCUUGCUAACAUCCGAAUACAAAUGGAGAGCCAGAGUCAAGACUAUCAGUUACUUCUGAACAUAAAACAACGAUUGGAACAGGAGAUUGAAACCUAUCGUAUAUUGCUGGAGGGGGAAGAUUCAAGGCACAAGUCUUCUUCACAAGGAUCUGGAUCAGGCUCCUCCCUUGGCUUUGGAGCUAGCUCCUCCUCCUCUUUUGGCAUUGGCUCUGGUUCCUCCUCCCAUGGCAUCGGCUCUGGCUCCUCCUCCCAUGGCUUUGGCUCUGGCUCUACCUCCCGUGGAUCUGGAUCUGGUUCCACUGCCCUUGGAUCUGGAUCUGGCUCUGGCUCCUCCUCCCAUGGCUUCGGCUCUGGCUCCUCCACCCAAGGCUCUGGCUCUACCUCCCGUGGAUCUGGCUCUGGUUCCACUGCCCUUGGAUCUGGCUCUGGCUCUGGCUCCUCCUCUAUCAUAUCCCAAGCUACCUCUAUAAAAGUUGAUCAACCUAAGCCAGUUACUCCAGAACCAGUCAAAGAACCUGUAGCGACCAGAAAGACAAAGGUCAUCAUCGAAACUAUUGUAGAUGGUAAAAUCCAAUCAACUGAAGUCAAGGAAACUGAAGUGCCAAUUACCAGAUAACCGUGUUGCUACUAUCAAGUAGAGGGAAGCUUUCAUCUAUGGAGCUAAACAUGAAAGCAAAGAAUUAUGCUUGGUUUCAGAUUUGUUGUCUUUUAUGGAGAGUUCUUUUUUUUUUCUUCAAACCUAACAUUCAUAUUCAUUGUCAGGAAAAUAAAAAUCACACAUUUUAAAACUAACAUUGAUUUUUCAUAGCAAUGCAAAAAAAAUAAGUUUUGGAAAUUGUUUUUCAUUAAUCAUAUCUGUCGGUUGUUAUUUCACAGGUAGUAAGAGAUAAGCUCCAUUCAUUGUGAGAUACCUGAUACUUAAAGCUCUUCAAGUAGUAUAAACACAGAAGCUGUAAUCCAGCUCAUAGCUUUUAAACUGCAACAUGUGAGUUUGAAUCUACAUAAUGACCAGUAAGCUUUCAUACUUAAAUGCCAUCACAAUGCUUUUAGCUAUAAAAAUGCUUGUUUACAAAAUUAAGUUUUGAAUACUAAGUCAUCAAGAAAUAUUUGGUCCGAGUGUCAGAUUUCAAAAGUCACUAUCCAGAGUACACACUUAUUCAGAAAAUCUAAUUUAUUUCCCAAAACAUGAUUAUUGUAUCCUAUAUUUAUAUUUGCCCAAAAGUCAUAACCAGACAUCGGGAACCACUGCCAUGAAGAAACUGUCUCUAGGGAACAUACAGCUGUCUUUGCUAGGUAAUGCAUUUUUUUCAAUUAUUCAUAAAUAAAGUGUACCUUCCUAA